CCUCUUUUCAGGCUCAGAGGCAAGCCAAUCUCCCAUCCUUAGGUCUGCUCCUUUUCUUGCAGGCUUGCUUGAAUCUGCAGGAAGAUGUCUCGCUUCUUAGACAGCAUUUCCACCAUCAUCAGCAUCUUUCACAAACAUGCAAAGGAAGAUGGAGACUGCUCCAACCUCAGCCAAAGGAAGAUGAAGGAGUUCAUCCGGAGGGAGUUUGCAGAUAUCAUAGAUAAGCCACAUGACCCUCAGACGAUUGACAAGAUUCUGCAGUUUCUGGAGUGGGAUGGUGAUGGGGAAAUAGAUUUUAAUGAGUUCCUGCUUUUGGUGUUCAGAGUGGCUAAGGCCUGCUACUGGUACCUGCCAAAGGGACCAUGCCUUCUGCAAAGAACAAAGCUGACAACCAGUGGCAAGUCACUCCGAGACCCUGACAUUAAGAACAGAGGGAGCCGUCAGCAGCUCCAGGGGGAGGAACAACAAACUUGUGAGAGUAAAUAUCAUCCCCCCUGUGAACCUGAGCUGCAACGAGACACCAGGAUCAACAAGCUUGAAACACUAGAGGAAAUGGGGAGUCAUCACCAGCAACAUAACACGCAAAGCAGAAACGAUGCAAAACGAAGUAGCAAGCCAGGGGAGCCAAUCCCUCAGGAAUAUGAAGAACGAAACCAAAAGCCACAUGACCAACAGAAGAGCCAAAAUAGACGUCAGCCACCAGAGCCAGACAGACGAGGAGAUGUACAACACCGCAAGUGCAGCAGCUUGCAAGCACAAGAGGCCAGACUGAAGGAAGAUGAGAGGCAAAAUCAAAAGGUGCUGCAGCCAGAACAACUGGCAGACAUGAAGAGUCGCAGCCAGAGCUGUGAACCUCAAGCACUGCCAAACCGGUGGAGUAGCCAUCAGCCACAUGAGACAGCACUACCAGCAUAUGAUCAAAAAACCCAGCAACCACAAAAAGCAGAUAUAGGAAGUCACAAUCAGCCACGUAAACCUGAAUUACUCGCAGAAGAGAGAAGCCGCUACCACGUACGUGAGCUGGAACAAAAAGCACUUGAACACAGCAGCCACGAGCCACGUGAGCCUGAAUGCCGGGACUCAAAAAACACACAUCAACCAUACAUACAGAAACCGCUAGAACUCGAACACAGACACUAUGAGAAUUGUGAGCCAAGAAAAAAAAACUCUGAAAAAGGGAAAAAACAGGAACAUGAGUUUAAAUAUAAAGAAGCUGUGAAAGACAUCCAUCUGAACCAAGAAUGGGAAAAACGAGGAGAUACAAGAAGGAAAGAACCCAUAGAGGACAAGAGGAUUGAUCUCCAAAAGGAACUGGAACUGGAGCUCUUUGAGCACCACAGCCGACUGACGCAGGAAACGGAAGAGCAAGGUGCCACGACCAACCAGAGAGAAACACACCAGAAACGUGACCAUCAAACACGCGAGCCAAAAGACGAUGGAAAGAGACAACAUGACUCGGUGAGGUAUGAAAGGGCGCAGGAGACCGCAGAGGCAGCAGCAGAAGCCGACGUGGAGAUCCAGCGCAUGUCCAGGGAACUGGAGCCACGAAGGAGACAACGUGAGUCAGUGAGGUACGAAAGGACACAGGAGAUCACAGUGGCAGCAGCAGAAGCCGACGUGGAGAUCCAGCGCGUGUCCCAGGAACUAGAACCACCUGAGGACGUGGAAAGAAGGGACCGUCCCCACAAUGGAAGGAGACAACGUGAGUUGGUGAGGUACAAAAGGACACAGGAGAUCACAGUGGCAGCAGCAGAAGCGGACGUGGAGAUCCAGCGUGUGUCCCGGGAACUGGAGCCACAUGAGGACGUGGAAAGGAGGGACCGUCCCCGAAGGAGACAACGUGAGUCGGUGAGGUAUGAAAGGACACGACAGACAGCAGCGGCAGCAGCGGAAGCCGACAUGGAGAUCCAGCGUGUGUCCCGGGAACUGGAACCACCUGAGGACGUGGAAAGGAGGGACCGUCCCCGAAGGAGACAACGUGAGUCGGUGAGGUACAAAAGGACACAGGAGAUCACAGUGGCAGCAGCAGAAGCCGACGUGGAGAUCCAGCGCAUGUCCCAGGAACUAGAACCACCUGAGGACGUGGAAAGAAGGGACCGUCCCCACAAUGGAAGGAGACAACGUGGGUUGGUGAGGUACAAAAGGACACGAGAGACCACGGUGGCAGCAGCAGAAGCCGACGUGGAGAUCCAGCGCAUGUCCCGGGAACUGGAGCCACCUGAGGACGUGGAAAGAAAGGACCGUCCCCACAAUGGAAGGAGACAACGUGAGUCGGUGAGGUACGAAAGAACACAAGAGACCGCAGUGUCAGAAGCAGAAGCCGACGUGGAGACCCAGUGUGUGUCUCGGGAACUGGAGCCACGUGAGGACAUGGAAAGGAGGGACCGUCCCCGUGAGCGCAAAGAACCAGAGGAUGAGAGGAGGAUUUGCCGGGGAAGAGAGAGGAAAGAGCCCGUGCGUGUCAGGAGGAUCGAUCGCCAACGGGAGCUGGACCUGGAGCUCUAUGAGCACCGCAGCCACCUGACAAGGGAAACAGAAGAGCAAGGUGCCACGAACAACCAGAGAGAGACACGCGAGACACGUGACCGUCAAUCAUGCGAGCCCGAAUAUGCAGGAAGGAGACAACAUGAGUUGGUGAGGUAUGAAAGGGCGCAGGAGACCGCAGUGGCAGCAGCAGAAGCCGACGUAGAGAUCCAGCACGUGUCCCGGGAACUGGAGCCACCUGAGGACAGAGAGACACGCGAGAGAGGUGACCCUCAGACACGCGAGCCCGAAGACAAUGGAAGGAGACAACGUGAGUCGGUGAGGUACGAAAGAACACAAGAGACCGCAGUAUCAGAAGCAGAAGCCGACGUGAAGAUCCAGUGUGUGACUCGGGAACUGGAGCCACACAAUGGAAGGAGACAACGUGAGUUGGUGAGGUACAAAAGGACACAGGAGAUCACAGUGGCAGCAGCAGAAGCGGACGUGGAGAUCCAGCGUGUGUCCCGGGAACUGGAGCCACAUGAGGACGUGGAAAGGAGGGACCGUCCCCGAAGGAGGCAACGUGAGUCGGUGAGGUAUGAAAGGACACGACAGACAGCAGCGGCAGCAGCGGAAGCCGACAUGGAGAUCCAGCGUGUGUCCCGGGAACUGGAACCACCUGAGGACGUGGAAAGGAGGGACCGUCCCCGAAGGAGACAACGUGAGUCGGUGAGGUACAAAAGGACACAGGAGAUCACAGUGGCAGCAGCAGAAGCCGACGUGGAGAUCCAGCGCAUGUCCCAGGAACUAGAACCACCUGAGGACGUGGAAAGAAGGGACCGUCCCCACAAUGGAAGGAGACAACGUGAGUUGGUGAGGCACAAAAGGACACGAGAGACCGCAGUGGCAGCAGCAGAAGCCGACGUGGAGAUCCAGCGCGUGUCCCGGGAACUGGAGCCACACAAUGGAAGGAGACAACGUGAGUCGGUGAGGUACGAAAGAACACAAGAGACCGCAGUGGCAGCAGCAGAAGCCGACGUGGAGAUCCAGCGCGUGUCCCGGGAACUGGAGCCACAUGAGGACGUGGAAAGAAGGGACCGUCCCCAAAUAGGCAACGUGAGUCAGUAA
This is a messenger RNA of Harpia harpyja (harpy eagle), 3591 nucleotides long. RefSeq names its product trichohyalin (gene TCHH). Lineage: Eukaryota; Metazoa; Chordata; Aves; Accipitriformes; Accipitridae. Gene Ontology annotation, cellular component: cytoplasm. Gene Ontology annotation, molecular function: calcium ion binding; transition metal ion binding. The transcript is spliced from 15 exons. The record is from RefSeq and is a predicted model, not a curated record. The coding region runs from base 85 to 3591 and encodes 1168 amino acids. Gene Ontology annotation, biological process: regulation of phosphatidylinositol 3-kinase/protein kinase B signal transduction; cellular response to cytokine stimulus; positive regulation of cell cycle G1/S phase transition.